AUGACCAUGUUGCUGCUUUCGUCCUACACACACACACACACACACACACACACACACACACACACAGAAAUAGAAAUCAAGCACACAGGGCUCAUUGGCUUUGUCAUUCGCAGCAGGAGGUACAGACUCACGCUGCAGUUGAAAGAACCUUUUGUGUCAGAAAUAUUUACUUCUUGUAUUUCCAACAAAGAGGCUAAAAGGAUGAAGUUUCCGUUCCAUGGCUCGUUGGUGUUGGCGUUGAUCCUGACUGCAGCGCUAAAGACGCUCGAUUCAGACCAGGAGCUGCAGGAUAGCGGGUUCGGUCAGCCGCCGCCUCGCCACGGCCUCAAGCUGCUGGUGUGGUACGUCCAAGACUGCCUGGACAACAACAUGGUGGCCUUGUGCGAUCCCCUCAAAGGAGAGUACGGCUUUCACAAGUUUUUUAAUAAAGGGCGCCUGCUUCCACAGAUUCGGGACAAAAGGCAGUACACGUACUACACCAUCGGAAACCUUAACGCUCCUCAUGCCAAGGAUCUGCCGUAUGAUGUCAGGAGGUACUACGACCGAAAGGACCCUGAAAGCAACAUGGACAGAGUCUUGGUGAGAUACAACAACAACAACAGACGCAUUGAGGAGAUCUACGCAUCUGCACAUUACGACCCCGCAGAGACGUACAAAAUUGGCCCCAAUCUUCUCGCCGCUCUCCGGAGGCAGACAGACCUCAUUAGCAUAGAAAUGUGAUGUUCUCCCGAUGCAGAAUCUCUCUCUGUGACAUCUUUAAUAGCUCUUUUAUUCUUACAGAAGAAUCCUGAUGGAGUCUCCGACAUUUCCUUAAACAAUCUUGAUUGACAUUUUUCAUUGCCGUGUGUCUUUGUAAAAGGAAUGUGGGGGGGGGGGAGUGCCGUACUACUUAGCUUUUUCAAAGACUUGAGUGAGGAAAGUUUGAGUAAGAGGGUUUGCAUUAGUCUGCGAACUUUUCACUCUCCGUGCACCUUGGGUAGUUGGUGAAGUAUCUUUUUUCAGAUGUGCUGCUUCAGAAUUGUUUUUCCUUAACAAAUGAUGUUUGUGUUGUGUGCAUGUGUUUGUGUUUGGUGCGGUGUGUGGAGGAAUUACUAUUUCCGUAUUUCACUUUAAAGACUGAUUUGCAAAAAAAGUUUCAGAACCAAAGCCUCAAAGUAAAGAAACGAUCACAUUUUGACCACAUACGGAAUCGUCAUACUACCAUACCAAAAUAUUUAAAAACUGGAAAUAUUAUACAUCAAUAUUGAAAACCAUCAUGUAGGUAUGUUACAACCUAUCCUAAAAAGAUUUGAUGUGAUGCAAAAUGUCAAUAAUGGCUGAAACUGAGGAAAGUCUGUGAGCAUCGACUGUUUCCUCUUUUAACCCAAAUUUGACUCUGAAGUUUUUUUGAAUUGAGUUUAUAAUGUCUGUUUGUAUAGCAUCACUAUUUCUGUAUUUCUUUAAGUCUAAUGCUUCUGUUUUAAUCCUUAAAGCCGGGGUUGCAAAUUCAAUACUGUAUACUUUGUAUUUUACAUAUGAAGCAAAGCUCAUUGAAUGUGUCCCUGUUAAAUAAAGUCAAUAAAAACAGUGACA
Labrus bergylta (ballan wrasse) is the source of this 1572-nucleotide messenger RNA. RefSeq lists its product as uncharacterized. Lineage: Eukaryota; Metazoa; Chordata; Actinopteri; Labriformes; Labridae. The record is from RefSeq and is a predicted model, not a curated record.